ACUAAAAAAUUGAAAGAGGAAGACUUACAGAAAAGAAAAAUGUUUGAUAAAUGGCACAUAUAUUUGCUGGGACUGACAACUAUUUAUUUCUCUAAUUAUCUCACAGGUACCAGUGGUGUGAAAGAUAGCGAUGUGUUCUGUAGUGAUGGAGUAAAUGUCACUCUGCCCUGCAGUGAAGCUCAUCAUGACUGUAGAUCAACAAUAUGGUUCUACCGUAAAGACAGCAAAUCAACUGGAGUUGAACUGUUUACUAAAGGAAUAAAGAUGAUGGACCAUAAAAGACUGAGUCUGGGGUCUGACUGCUCUCUGAACAUCUAUAAAACCACAAAAGAAGAUCAUGGUGUUUACACCUGCAGGAAACAAGUGAUUAGGACUGAUCCAUACACUGAUGUCAAGGUUUAUCUGCAUGUUCUUCAUGUGUCUUUAUCCUCCACAAAGACUGAGAUUAAAGCAGGCAGCUCUGUCACUCUCUCCUGUCAAUUGUAUUUAUAUGAUGGAUAUUAUUGUGAGAGUUUGCUUUAUAAGUAUGGAUUUCAGAUGAUCUGGGUGAAUGAGACUGAUGUUAAUCUUCAAUCAGACUCCAGAUAUCAGAUCUCAUCUUCAACAAAACACUGUAACAGCAGUCUGACUACAACACUCCUGAAUGAAGACAACAACAGAGAGUUGAGAUGUCAGAUUAUUACAGGAACUGAAGUUAAGACCUCAGCCGGAUACACUGUCAAGUAUUCAGGAAAUCCCCCCAGCAUUAAGAAUGAGAUUGGAUCAAAAAUAAGAGUGAUUAUUUUUAUUGUUGAGGUUGCAGUACUGACAGCACCUACUGUUAUUCUUCUCUUGAUCAUCUGUGAAAGGAGAUCUGGUAAAAGAAGAGCUCAAAAAAUUGUCUUUGACGACUGCUCACCAGUUGACAUUUCAGUGGCAGACUGUUCCUGUGUUGCUGGAAGAGCACCCGACUGAGAGCCCACCCUUCCGACUGAUGGAAAAUAAAUGUCCC
Messenger RNA from Paramisgurnus dabryanus, 991 nucleotides. RefSeq lists its product as uncharacterized. Gene Ontology annotation, biological process: T cell activation; interleukin-15-mediated signaling pathway; positive regulation of ERK1 and ERK2 cascade. Lineage: Eukaryota; Metazoa; Chordata; Actinopteri; Cypriniformes; Cobitidae. Gene Ontology annotation, cellular component: membrane raft; external side of plasma membrane. Gene Ontology annotation, molecular function: MHC class II protein binding; protein tyrosine kinase binding. The record is from RefSeq and is a predicted model, not a curated record.